UCCCGCUCGGACUUCCGGGCACCACCCGGAUAUCGUCUCUCCCUCUCUCCUCUCUCUAUCUACAAUUGCUGCGGAGUCGUCAAACGCAUACCAUCGACAGCCCCCACCCCCAGUUCGACUAAGGAUUCAGAGGCUUCGCGCCACCGAGUGAUUCCUGAGAGUUUCCUUGUCCCUCUCAGCUCAAAGCGGUUAGCAGUGUCUCACUCUCGCCAUGUCGACCAAUGAAGGCCCCGGCCAGAUCUGACGCUAUCGUCUAGACUAUUUGCUCGGCCGCCGCGGGCUCGACUUGCCCCGACGUCAAGCUUUUUCCCGUUUCCUUUCGUCUGUUGCUGAAUCUCCCACACUUUCGCUGCCGUAGUGCCGACCUCCAAACCGCCAUCUGGGCUCUUGGCCUGCUUCAUCCUAGCGUCAGGUUGUCUAUGGAAGCUCGAAACUCUUUCCGAUUGUUGAUGGCCGCCGACAUAUUCCAUUUUGAGGUGCCCUGUUACAUCGCGCCCCGUCGUCGCCCUUACUAGGUAUGAUUCUCUUCCCGUCUCCAACCCUAGUAUGGCGUAAUGCUCCAGACCUCUUAGCCUGGCGAGUGCAGGCGGGGGACUCAGCUGAAGAGACAACACAUGGCAUCGCCACACAUCGUGCGCCCAUUCCGCAUGUACAGCACUCGUUCUCCAAGCCAGCCAUGUGAAGGAGGAACCGCUAGACGGUGUCCCCGUUUCGGACGGAGCCUAAACGACGUGGUUCAUCGUCCGCAGGACAAAGUGGGCCCCGCCACGGCGAGAAGAGGCUCCUUAUCAGGGCCAUGCUAAAGCAAGCUUAACACGAGGCACGAAAACCUCAAACGCAGCCUUCCUUUGGUCUUUCACUGCCUCUCGGCCCACUGGUCCUUUGUCUGUGUAAGCCGGGCCGCGAGUCGCCGACCAUCACCCCGUAAACCGCCCGGCAUCCUUUGUUCGUCGACGUUUGGCCGAGGUGAGGAAUAAACAACGACUCCCGCCUCGCCGCGUGGUCGGGGCCUCGCGAUCCGAGAUUCUUCGAGGGUUUAUAUCAAGCUUGAUGUCUGAGAUAUCUGCAUUGAAAUCCCUCCCCGCAGAUCCAGACCUUGACAGCUACUACGAACCCAAGGCCCAGCCCGCCACAUCGGUAUUGACGCCCGCCCGCCCGCCCGCCAGCCCAUUUCGCCAACCUCGAUAGACAAGAGUCCGUGUGUUAUUGACUCUUUAUACUUAUGCUCGGAUUCAAACGGCCCAUUCAUCCUCAUUUAGCGGCAAGGAAGCCAAGACAGAAGUGACGACAUUGUAAUCUUUCCUUGGGUCCUGCUCCCCUAUUCCAGUAUAGACGGGAUUCUGUAGGACCUCGGAUCAUAGAAACCCCCGUCCCCCACUCGCCGGUGUAUCAACUCGACGGGGCUGCUGAAGACACAAAAAAACAGUCGCCUCAUCGCAAUUCGCCCAGAGUCAGGUCUUGACACGAUGCCCAAAUCCCCCUCCGGCCGCACCACCCUGACGACGGUCGGCCGCAUGCCCGUCAUCGCGGAAGACGACUCUCUCCCAGCCGUCACGCACCCAUCCGCCGCCUUACUUCCUCCGCCGCCGCCAUGCCGGAGCACAAAACCAAAGAACUACGGCCGCUCGCCCUUGGCACGACCCGUUCACCCGCACCCGUCCUAUCCGCCCCCCGCCUACUCCCGCAGCUCAUCACGGGACAGCACCCUGAGCACCAUCAGUACCCGCAGUCUCCUCAGUGUCAAUGAAAACGGCAGCCGCCCGGGCUCGGGUGCCUCAAAUUCUCGAGGGCCACACAAGGAAAAGUCCCGGCUCCUGCCCAUCACCACGCCCAUGACCCCGCCUUCGGAGGCGGAGAAGAGGAAGGAUUCCAUGCGGGUCGCCCGCCGUAGAAGCUGGUACCGUAUCUUCCUCAUCGGCAUCCUCGUCAUCGGCCUCUCCGUGGGCUUGUCGGUCGGUCUCACGGUCGGAGCACGAAAGUCACAACCCGCAGCGCCCGCCGACGCCUCCAACUACACAAACCUCUUCCCUUCGGGCUCUUUCGCCUUCAACACGGCUCUCCUGGUAUCCGACGCCGGGUGCACCUCGGAGCCCUCGACUUGGCGCUGCUACCCCGACCAAACCUACCAGCAGUCCCCCAACGGCUCCCUCGCGACCUUCUUCUGGACCAUCGCGGCGAGCAACUCGUAUACCUACCAGAUCUCGUCGUCGCCGAACCCCUUCGCGCCGCAAUUCACCAACGAGACCAUGGUCCUGCUCGAUGGCAACUCGUAUAACGAGCGUCUCGUCUUCGACUUCUCCCUGCCCAAGACCGUGGUCCCGUCCGAGCCAGUCGCGGCGGACGGCCGCGCGGUGACGUGCACGUUCCGGGACACGGAGUUCCGCGCGACAUUGUGGACGCGACGUCACGCCAUGGUGGCGCUCGCGAGGUCGGGAGCCGCGAACGCUACGGCGAUGGUGACGAUUGCUGCGGACGCCGACGCCGGUGUCAAGUGGGGACAGUGGCCCGGGCAGGUGGAGAUUGUGCAGACCAAGCAGGGAGGGCCGAUGUGCAAGAACUCCGCGGGGAACGUGGUCGAGGUCGCGGCGGGCAACAACCAGUGUAGUUGCCAGUACGCCAACUUCGACCUCGUCGUGCAGGAGAAACGAAGUAUGGAAUGGCAGGCAUGAUGGGGAAGGAGUCGAUCGCGAUGAACACGC
Colletotrichum destructivum is the source of this 2699-nucleotide messenger RNA. RefSeq lists its product as uncharacterized. NCBI's taxonomy places the organism in Eukaryota, Fungi, Ascomycota, Sordariomycetes, Glomerellales, Glomerellaceae. The transcript is spliced from 2 exons. The record is from RefSeq and is a predicted model, not a curated record. Bases 1467 to 2669 code for a protein of 400 amino acids.